CUGAAGUCAGUGUCGAUGCGGACACCGGAGGGUGCGGCAGCGCGGCUCUGCCCCGCUCUACACACGCAUUCACACACGACCCUCGGCCGCGCGCCGCUUGCAAAGUCCACAAAAAUCUUAUAUUUGUAGAAAAAGGUGAUUCAAGCUUCGUAUAGGAAGCCUAUAUCUUACGAAGCAAUCAACGUGGAAAAUAUUCACCGUUACUCAAGGAAAUCGGCCUAAAACAAACUUUUUUGCGUUUUUGUAACUUAGUCUCUGAGCGCAGGGAUGAAGCUGAACUUUGCCGAAAGCUGGGAGAAACCAACUUAGUGUUGGAUUUCGCUUGCCUCUGCACAGGACCAACUUCACGGUUCCCAGUGAGCCUGAACACGGCAGCGCCACGAUCACGACGGACCCACAGGCCGAGUCACUUUGGGACUUGUUCUCCAGCUGGUGGUGUGCCAGCACAAGUGAGUUUGUCGAGUGCACGAGUGAGACGAGUUGAGUUGCGCCAGGAUUACCUCUGAACUUUUAAGUGCCGUGAAUGUAAGUUUGUUGAACAUAAAUUUUUGUUCGUUGCAUCAAAACUUGAUCCCAGCUGUGGUCCUGAGUCACCCUCUUGUGCAGUCCCUGCACCAUUCGGCGAGGCACGUAACCAAGGAGCGGCAGUGCGAGAGGGCGGAGCGGCGGUGUCCACAUACUCUGUGGACUUGUGCCGCAGCCGGUGCCCCGUGCGGCAGACUAAGUCCACAAAAGUAAGUGGUCACACCCACACCUCACCUUCACUUCGUGCCCCGCGCCCACCUCCUCGCAGAAAUGUCUCGACUGGCCUCAUGGCCACCUCGGCCAACACCAACUGCACAGGGCCGAGAUGUGUGGCCAGCUACCGGAAACCAGCUGGGGGGACUCUGCCUCCGCCAGCAUGUGUCCUGCCCCCGACCUCGCCCACACCAGCCGCGAUGGCUCCCGUCCAAGUGCCCAGCAUGCACAAGAAAUAAGCUGAAGGGAAUCACCUGAUGAAGAUGAGAAGUAACAGGUUUAAGGAAGCUCUUUAGCGACUUGGCCCAAAAUGUGAAGACAUGAGCGAACAGCUGUGGCCGUCUGUGCGCCACAUGGCCCGCGCCAGCCGCUCGCCACCUGGCGAAAAGUUGGGAGUGAACCAAAUCACUACCAUCGCAAGAAGUUUGAAUCAGAAAGCCAUAACUUUUGGGGUUCGGUUUCGUAACGUGGCCGGAUGGACCCGUCUUCGCAGCCCUCUGGCCACGGACACCAAAGGGAUAAGCCCUCCGACUUCACCAGGGAAAACGAGAUUGCCAACCCAGCUUUAUGGACAGUAAAAUCGACCUCCCAUGAAUCAGCGCAAUGCAAGACUUGAGAGAAAGCAAGUCCAGCUUGGCCAGUGGUCGCGUGACGCUGGUCUGACCUGGCCUGGCCACCGCCGCCCGGCCGCACUGACCAGACUGGACCUCGAUGCAGUAAGAACAGUGCCGGGCAGAACACAGACAGAUACUGCCGGGCACGUAUGUCACCUUCGAUGGGAAAGUUGGACCUCAGCCAAAUGCCUCAAAAUUAUAACAGUUCGACGGGACGCAGGAGAUCCUCGUGGAGCCGGUACUGCUGCGAGACUGCCCGACUGGGGAUGGUCCUAAAUACAAGUGGACAAUAUGGAACGAAAAUGGCCAGAAAAUCCCCUUCACAAACACGCGGCUGGACGCGCCCUCCCUCCUCAUCCACCCCGUGUACGACCACCCCUGGCCCACCUGGACAAACAGCAAUACCGCCAGGAAGGAGUUCAGGAAGGUGCUCAUGAUGCUGAUGGGGGAGAAAGCCGUGACCGUGGGGGCCCUGGCGCCGCACACGCUGAAGGCCGGCGAGUACCUGACUCAGCUGACGGUGGAGGAGCUUGGCACCAUCGUGGAGGCCUCCGUCAACACAUCCUUCAGUGUUGUGGCUACCAGGCUGAGGGUGACCUUCGUGGACGGGACGGAGCGAGAGGUGGACAAGGAUAGCAACGUGACCCUGCGAGUGGAGGUGGCGUCGCCCUCGCCCAACUACACCCUCCACUGGGACUGCUUCCCCCAAGGCUUCCCGGGCGCCACCUGCUUCCAACAGCCGGACAUCCUCAACACCUUUCCUACCACCACCAACGUCGGCGAAAACUUCUUCUCCCGCCUUCAACACCUCUGGGAAUUACUCCACAAUAACAACAGUAUCAACGAUAACAACAACAACAUGAACAUCGAGGAGAAGGAAAACCUCUACGAUUUCUUGCACAGUUCUCCCCCGCCUCCCGUGGAAGAAGAGGACCAUGAGUUCGAACAGCAUUUCUUUAACAACAACCACACCUACAUCGUGAGCCUUACCUUCCCGGCCUCUAUCCUGCUUACCGCCCACACCCGAUUCCACUUCAGUGUUUCUGUCACUAGGUCCUACCAACUGCUCCCUGUCAACGCCUCGCAGCUGGUGGUCGUCAUGCCAUCCAAAGACAACAUUGGGAUCCAGACCUGCCUCGGGUCACAGUUUCCCUUCGGCGCCCAACGGAGGAUGGUGUUUGAGAGCGAGUGCAUGUCCUGCUCGCCGGAAGAGCUGGAGGAGCUGCAGUACACGUGGAGACUCAACAUGAUAGUGAAUGAGCAAACCUUUGCCGAGCAGCGGAAAGACCCUGACGAGAAGGAAGUUGCCCUUGAGCGAGCCCUUAGACGAGGCAGGAUAGAGGAAUUCUUCCUACCUCGACCCAGGGACUACCUCCGCGUUCACAACAUAUCAUUACUGCAGGAGGCUCUGAUCCACGCUGCUCCAGAGGAGGACGUCGACACCGCCCCCGCCUCUCCCACGCUCCGCCUCAGCCCCCGUGACCUGCAAAACAUGCCAGGAGUCGUCACGCCGGAGAUCAUGGCUCAAGCCGCAGAAAUAUACCGCCAGGGGGGUGGCCUGAGGCACUCUUCCCGGGACGCCCGAGGCAGCCUACACAGGUCGCCUACGACUCGCAUGAAACGAGAUUUAGAACAGAGUGACCCAGCACUCAUCCCCAAAGUGAAAAAGAGUAGCCCGUCAUGGCCUGUAGGCGAUUCAGGCGUGAUGGACGGUCUCCUAAGUAGUGGCCAGGAAGGUGGAGAGGCACGGGUCUCGGCCACUGCACCAGCGGCAGCACGCCACGCCCAGCGCCGCCAGAUGAGAGAGGACGAUCGUACAUCUUCCUCCCAAACCAAUAUGCGUCGAAAGGUUGUUGGCCGUCAUUCAGGUGAGGCGGCUCAAGGACCCGUGACGGACGAGGCCGCUCUACCGGCGCGAGGCUCCCCCACCGCCCCCGCCCUCGUCAAGGUCACGUUCGGCAGCCACCAAAGCCACCUGGCUCACCGCACCACCCACAACCCCCGCCAGAGAGCAAAGGACGGGGAGGGAGGGAGUCCUGCCACCCACCCGCCAACUGCUCACGACCCGCCACUGAGACUACCUGAAAGGAACACCGUCUCUGUGGAAACUGAACACCAGACCGAACCCACUGAGAUUCCUGACCAUCGACGCAUUACGAAAAGAAACUCGAGAGCAGAAAAAAUGAUUGAGACGUACGAAAUGGCUUUUGCAGCCCCGUGGAUUGCGUCGGCGCAGGGUGUGGGCCACGGCGGGUCACGCAAUAGUGGAGUGAAGUGGGAGGCAAUGGGAAAAGUUGUUGAUGUUGAAGAGGCGACCCAACAGCACCAAGUCAUUCCGAGUAAGGGAAAAGUCCAAGAAAACGAGUAUCUGAAGAUCAUGGAGGAGGAAAAAGAGAAAGAUUUGAAGGAGAAAGAAGACGAAAAGAGACUGUGGCAGGUAAAUGACGUCGAUCACGCAGUGCGUUAUCAUCCGCUUGGCGGCGGAAGUGGCAGAGGAGAGGAACGACGACCAGUGACCGAAGCAGCGCCCCGGACGGGAGGCGUGUCGACGGAUGUGCACGAGGGGCUAAUGGAAGAUGAGAGGCACAGCACCGUCACGCCGCUCCCCGACACGCCAGCAGCCGUGCACGAGGCUGCUACAGCCCAAGAGAAAGUUACAGCUGGGCCUCUACCCAAGGGAAUCACGCGGGAGUCAGCGCAGUUACAACACGCCAUCAGCACAGCAGAUGAUGCUUCCACCGCACCCACCUUGAAACCGGCAACAAGAAACCCGAAUCUGCCCAACGAAGCUGAAGAGGCUCGUGAGCGGCAUGGGCCUGGGUGGCAGCAUCGCCAGCACCCUCAUGGUCCUGGGGCUGUGCCUUCCCCCUUGCCGCCGCUUCUGCCCCCUAGGUCGCCUUCCAUUUCCAUUACUUUACGGACAGAUAAUAAAGAGGGAGACCAAUUUUCGUCUGAUCCUAAUCAUGCCGCUAGAAGGAGCGAGGGACCGGAGACGUCAGCCCUCCCCCAGCAGCUCCGCGGGUCAAGAGGCAAGGAUCCAGGAGGAGGAGCUCCGCCAACAGAGAUAGCCGAACGGCUACGGCAGCGAGCAGAUCAGCAGAGAUUUCGUGGAAAAGUAAAGAAGCAACGUAAAAAAGAAAAGCUUAAAAGUACGAAAACAGAGCGACGUAAAGGAGGAAGCGACAAAGGCCGCCAAGAAGUACGUGGCCGUGGCGGCGGCGACGCGACUCCACGCCACCCCUGGGAGCAGGAAGUUGGGUACAAAGAAAAUGACUUGACCUCGAGAGUCAGUGUGAAAGUCGCUGAGGAUGAGGCGAACGACGCCCAGGAGGCCCAGCAUGACGUGGGCGGUGCGGGCGAGGCGAGACAAGUGGCACGGACUAGCCGUCUGCUCGCCCAUCAGCACAGUGACUCAGCACACACGCCUGUCAGCCCCACACCCCGGACCCUUUCAGAACGGGGUGGAGCAGCAGCUGUGAAUCCCGAGCCCCCUGCUGGCGAGGGGCUACUCUGGUAUGAGCGUGAGGGGAAGCCGGCGGCUGUGAGGGGCGUGGGUGGCAAAGUGAGAGCCUCAGAACCCCGUCAUUCCCUUCCCGGAGCGACGCGCCCGACCCAAACCCAUCCAUGGCCCGGCAUGUUUUCCUCCUCUGCACCCUUAGAUUCCCAGAGCAUCCCCACCGACCCUCCCCGCGGCCCCGAGUCCACCUCCAGGGUGCCGGACUAUCACGAGUACAUGAAACUUAAAAUGGCAGAACUCGGUCACCGUAAAAUCGACUCCCAUGGAACUUUUGGGCCAGACCGAAGCACUGGAAAUCCAGCGAGAAAACCCGAUGGGCAGGGCAAGGAAGGAGAGUCAGCUCCGCACGGGCUUCAUCCCCGCCUUGCUGAUGGAAAGGCGCCCAAUCACACCACCGAGGAUGGAAUGGACCAGGCGGCGUCCGCGUCACAAAGGCGCCGAGCGCAACUCGGCCCCACGGAUCAUGUGGAGGAGGAACGACAUGACUCCCUCACCCUCGCCCCGCCAGCAAGUCCCCCCCUCUUCCCCGGCAGCAGCAGCAGCAGCAGCAACGGCUCACCAGCAGUUCCAUGGUAUAAAAUGCAGGGACGGAAUGUCGUGGAGGCAGCGGGCGGAGACGGGUCAGACUCGACGGGCAGAGGUCAGGGUGAGGUGGACCCCCAAGGCGUUGCUCCCCCGCCGCCGCCACCCCCUGAAGGCCGAUCGUCGCCGUCGCGGGGCCCCGGCUACAUCAAGGACAUGGCCGAGUUCGUGCGCCGCACGGGCAGCCUGCCGGACCUGGGCUGCCGCGCCCACCGCUGGGAGGAGUGCGCCGCCGCGUCACCUGGGGCUGAGCGUGUCACCGAGACGCUCCGGAACACCCUAGGGGACGCCAGCAACGACUCCACCAUCAUGCGGUCUGAUAACAGUGAAGAAAUAUUUGUAACUGAGGAGAGUCAGGUCAGUGUCAUCCUCUUUGGACAGUUGACAUCCACAGGGACCCACAACCCAGUGCUGGUACUUUACAUGGACCUGCUCUCCACCAACCAGAACUACAUCCUCUACCUCAACACCUACAACCCCAUCACCAACAACACAGGCCGUGCCAAACAGCUCAUCAAAUUCUCUCCUGCCCCCACACUGGAAAAUUGCCAAGUGAUCCCACUCUCUAAAACCAAAAGAUCAUACUUCCGUGCCUCAUGUAGUGAUGUGAAAGGUCAUUUCUACCCAGUGGUGCUUCAGUGGAGCUACCACUUCCUGUGGCUGGGGGCCAAAACUAUCUUUUAUCAUGGAGCAAGAACCUCAUUUGACUUCACUCUCCCACCAGGCCUAGAGGCAUAUGAUUACAAAGUGUACAUAUCAGUUAAGGCCAUUGAUGGAAAAGGAGUAUCUUUCAGAUAUUCAGAUUUACCACCAAUCAAAGUUGUGCCCAGAUCAGACAGUGGAGACGGUGUCCUGUCAAUCUUCCAAGAAAUCUCCACUAUAGAGAAUGAAAGUCCUCCUCUCUUACUGCAGCAGGUGCGCUCCUUGGCAUGGGAACUCAACAUUCUCCGGCCAUCGGCUAUAACACAGACUGUUGUAGACAACAUCCUGACCAUCCUCUUUUACAGUACAAGCUGCAAAGACAUGCUGGGAGUACCUACUGGUUCUCCAGUUUCCAGUCAUACGUCAUCUUCAGAUUACUUUGUUAAAAUUAACUUUUUGAAGUCAUGUGCUCGAGAUCACUUGGCAGAAAAGGUGGUGAGCAAUCCAAUGAGAGAUGAACUAGAAGUUAUUCAGGCCCUGACAGCCCUCCAAAUAAUUAUUGAUGCAAAUGAAAACAUUUCCAGUACAACAUAUUUGCGAGUUUUGUCUGCCAUGAACAUUGCUGCUGAAAGAAUGUGGUUCAGCUAUUUUGCUCAAGUCAGAACUGAGGCAGCAGAGGAAUAUUUCAUUCUUUCUUCGGCCAUGUUAGACAAGCAAACAGAGAUGUAUGACUGGAACAGCACAUCUAUUGAUCUGAUCACCAACAUCAUCACUCAGCUGCUGGACAUCAUGGAGAUAGAGACCAGUGCCAGGUUUCGGGAGGAGAAGCCUCUUGUUUGGUACACAGAUACCCUUACCUUCUAUGGCUACUGGGCUGAGUCUUUGAACAUCAACAAAUGGAACAACACUGUGCCUUUCUUGUUUGAGUCUGGCAGUGUCUUCUUUGGGGUAACCCUUGUCCAGGCUCUGGUGCACACAGUGUCUCCAUUCAACCUUCCUGUGGACCCAAUUACCUCUGAAGUGGUCUACCUUGCCAUUUACAUGCCUUCGUAUAUCAACCGUAAAGUUGAGGUAACGCUUAGGCACUCUGUCAAGAGGUCAGGAAUAGACUUUGACUUCCGGCGUGAUGGUGUACUCUCCCCAGAGUCCCUCAGCGUCUAUGAGUUUGAAGUGCAGUGUGACCAACAACCGCUGGUCUUUAACGUGCUCCUCGAAGUGACCAGAGUCCUAAAUUCCCAGUACCCAGUGGCAGCAGUGGUGCUUAUAUGUGAAGAUUUGCAAAGUCUCUAUGAGCCACUAUACAAACAAGAGCUGAUGGCCACAGCAGAGCCUUCAGAUGUGCUGCUGACUGUGCCUACUAAUGGGCUACCCACAGGCAAAAUGUUGCUCAUCAUCAUAGACAAAAAUAGCUAUGAUAAUAAUUGGGGAAGGUACAAUACAUCUUCCACAGUUAUCGGUGCUGACUUCAAGGUGAGUGCCUGGUGGUCUCGCUGUAUGGUGUGGAACAGCAGCACUUGGGAUGACGAACCGUGUUCUGUUGUCAGCGAGUCUUCCUCCUGGGAUAGGACAGUUUGCAGCUGUGACUCAAAACACUCGGUGUAUGGAGCCCAGACUAUACCCGUCUUGGAUGAGGAAAGCAAGAUAGAUGUCAAUGAACUCAUGCUUCAUGAAACUUACAUAGCUCUGUACUUCAUUAUUCUGCUCCUAGUGUUCUACUUCCUCUUGGCUUUAGCCGUGCAAACAUCUGAUAGACACAGGCUUAGAAGAAGAAAUAUUUGGCUCCGGGACAACAAGUUAGAGCAUGAGUGGGCAUACUUAUUGACCAUCAAAACUGGUACUCAGUGGAAUGCUGGCACCACAUCAAAGGUGUAUGCCAUCCUCCAUGGGACCCACGGCAUGAGUGAGACCCGGGAGCUGCAGAGCAAACAGACUGGACAGCUUUUUACCCGUGGCGCGCUCUGUACCUUCAUUCUGACAACACCGGAACCCCUGGGGGAUAUCCUGAAGGUGCAGGUGUGGCAUGAUAACAGCGGUGGAAGUGAGUCAGGCUGGUUUGUGUGCGAGACCAGUGUUGCUGACCUGGUUCUUGGGGCCAUCUAUAUUUAUCCAUGCUACCGCUGGCUUUCAGUCCAAGCCGAAGAUGCCAAGAUAGAAAGGGAAAUAACUCUGGAAAGCCCAACAACGUUUUUGCAGGACUUUGAGCACUUCCUGCCUCAGUAUGCCAGUGAGCACAUGCUAUGGACUUCACUGCUCACCACCUCCAACACUGCCAAGCUUUACCGCCUGCAGCGCCUUACCAUAUGUCUCAUUGUAUGCCUCUGUUUGGGCACUGUAUCACUUUGGGUUGUUAAGAAAAUCAACAAUAAGCACACGAUGAUGGUCCCAGAUAUGCAUAUUGAGCCACUGUACUAUGGUGUCAUCAUUGCUAUGGUGCUGCUACCAGUACAGUGGGUGCUGGAGAUGAUAUUCAAGAUGAGCAAUAAACUGGAAGAAAAAGAAUAUAAUGCCAAAGCAGUUUUGGACACUCUAAGAGUCACUAAAUCAGAUGCCUCAGCCAAUACUGAUGACACACAGUCUUCCAAUGACCCUCCUGACAGUGAAGCAAAUAUUUAUGACCCUGAAGCUGAAAUAUGGAAAAAUCUAAGGAAAUGGGGUUUAUCUACUGAACUGUCACAAAAUGUAUCCCAUAUGCUUCAUCCAACCUUGGUACAAGAUUUGGAGACAGACAAUGUUGAGAUUAUUCAGCGGUUGAGAUCAAGUACAGGAAAUGUGUCCAGAAUGUUUCAGUCUGAUGGUGAAUUCACUGCCAUUCAACCUGAGUCACCUCAGCCUGACACUUCAGUAGAAACAGAUCCUGAAGCAGCUGAAACUUCUGAAGAGAGUAACAAAAUAUGCUCCACAUCUUUUCUUGGGGCAUUACCAAAGCUUCUAAAACCUAUUGGCCUUCAGUGUCUAUCCACAAAUAAUGCCAAGAAUAAGCCAUGUGCGCAAGAAGAAAACUGGGAAGCUGGUGAUGAUGAAGAUUAUGAAGAUGAUGAGGAUGCAGAGAGUGAUGACCUGAGGGUUUCUUCAAGCAUAACCUUCAUCUUCUCUCAAUGUGUAGGCUGGAUAAUGUGCUGCAUCUUUGUAGCCAUGUGCUGCAUGGUGCUCUACAUCUAUGGGUCAGGCAUGCCAAUGGACUACAGUGCUUUGUGGAUCCACAUCAUCUAUGUGACUCUCUGCUGCUCCAUAUUUGUUAUGCAGCCUCUUGUGGUUGUCAUUUACACCUUUUAUAAGGUUUGUGUGUACCGAUGGCUUGGGUGCAGAGGCUGCAUCAGCUCCUGCAUCACUGUCCCUCUGGACCAGGUGGUGGACAUUUGGAAUCGUUACCAGACUGCCCUGCGAAGACAAACACUCACCACACCAGAUAAUAACACUGAGAAAUUAUUAGAAGAGAGGCAAAGAACAAGAGAACUUAGAUCAGCUCAUCCUCCAAGUGAAGAUUAUUUACUUAAGUGUCGUGAAAAGGAAAUUCGCCGAGAAAAGGUGUACAGCUUGUUCAGGAAUACUCUUGGACAUCUGGCUCUCUUGAUGGUGUUGAUAAUUCUUGCCAACAACGUGAAUAUUUACAAGCGAUUCAGUUUGAAUGAAGCUAUUUCUUCCUCUCUAAAAAAUGGUUCAUGUUUAGAUACUGCACGCUACAGGGAUCCCUGUACCUUGGCUCAAGGAGAUUACUGCAAUCAAAUACCAAAUGAAAAUUACAUGACUUUUGAGGAUAUCAAGACUAAAGAUGAUUGGUGGCAGUGGGCAUACACUGAGCUGAUUGCAUUAACUUAUAGCAAUCAUGAUGAAUCAUUUAGUGACUAUAACAUUUUCUGCGAUACAAACAGCAUCAUCAUUGGACAGCCCAGACUCAGGAAAUAUGACAGCACUUCUCAGGAGUGUGAAGCAAGCAAGGUCAAGAUUGACAGCAAUAGAUCUAUGGCAGAUCUUCUGAAAAUUGGAAAUUGCUUCCCUGAUUAUGUAGAUGAAGUGCCUCACUUGUUUUCUUUUGGCUCAAACAUGGACAAAGAAUAUGAAUGGGAUGCCCACUUCCUGGCAGUUACUCAUGGGCAGUAUAGUCAGUAUAGCUACACAUCUUACAAGCAAGACUUACCAAGCUCUAAGUAUAGUGCAGAUUUGAUGUUUUAUCUCCUCCAAACAAACAACUGGAUGAACAACAAUGGUACACGUGCAGUCGUCACCGAAUUCACCCUCUACCACCCACAAACCAACCUGUACACAACACUCAACUUGUUGGCAGAGUUCCCAUCUUUAUCAGGGGCUGAGAUGACAGUCUUUAUUUCAUCAUCACCCAUUGAAAGAUAUGAAAGAAGAUUGGCUGUGAUAUAUAUGCUGAAUGAGGCUAUUCUUUUGGGAAUAGCAAUGUAUUAUCUGAAGCUAAUUGCAGUAUACAUCUAUAACUGUAGAUUCAGGAUCUGGAAAUCCUAUUGGGGGAUGCUAGAUGUUCUGAUGACCGUCUUCAGCUGGAGUUACAUUGUCUGUCUGAUGUUACGGGUGCAAAUAGCUGAGGAUGCCAUGUGGCAGCUCCGAGUGGCUUACUUCCAGAAGUUUGUUAAUCUAAAGGGACUAACUACCUGGGAUGGAGUUCUGGAAACAUUGAUUGGUUGCAUGUUGACUGUCCAUCUCCUACGCUGCUUAAGUCUUGUAAAAUAUUUGCCUCGUUCAUACCGCCUGGGACUUGUACUGGCUAGUGCGUGGAAAGAUGUAAAAAUUAUAAGUCGGUACCUGCUGGUGUUUCUGAUCGCCUUCAUGUGCUUGGGACACACCUGGUUCAACACUCGUCUUUGGGAAUUCCAUUCACAUCCUGAAACUCUUCUCACUCUCCUGAAGAUGGUCUUGAUGCAACUGCCAUUCCUAAGAGUCAUAGAAGAAGAAGCAACAGGAUCUGUGUCUGUCUUGGGCUACUUGUACUACCUGCUUACUUAUGUGUUCCUAUACCAAUUGAUGAGGGCCCUGUAUGUAGCUGCCUUUCUGAAUGCUCGCAAGACAUUUGUGGAUAAGCCUGGACUGGAUGUCAAAUGGAAGGAUAUAACUUUUUAUAUGAAGGAGCGCUACCAGUCUCUUCUUGGGAAAAUUUGCCAGAAAGAGAAAGAGGAAGAAAGUCAGCCUGCUGACAACACUCCUCCAGAUUUCUACAUGGCUGAGUUGGAGCUGCAGAUUAACCAGGUGAUGAGUGGGCUGGAGAGCCUAGCUGAAUCACUGGGCGUAGUGGUUGAUCGUAUGAACAGACUGGAAGACACACAGUCAUGUUAUUCAGACACAAUUGAUUCUGAGGAGCAUCUAUGGAGAGAUAAUGAUGGCUUAUGCAGCAAUGAUGAAACUUGGCAAGAGGAAGAUAGUGAGUCAAGAACUUCUACAUUUUUGAAUGAGAGAGAGACCACAUGGGACUCCAUGCAACAACAAUUGGAUGUGGGGGAAUCUGAUUUUAGAUUUGAAACAAAUUGUACCCAGGGUGCACGACCAAGAUUUGUAAAUGAAGCUGUCAAUGAACGUAAAAUGUCAGUCAACAAAGAAAUUAACCUUGAUGCUUUUACUGAUAUAGAAAGUUGUCAGACAGGAAUUGAAGCCCUAACUCAAAAAUGGAACUCAGCAUUAGGUGAUCCAUCCUUUGAAUUGCUAGAUGAUGGUGGUACACUAGAAAAGUUCCUGAAGGAUGUCUCGGAAAGUUUUGACAACUUCACAUCUUUCGGAAAAUAUGGAAAGACACAGUUAAGAGUGAAUACAAGAAUACAUCCAAGCCAUGAGUCUCUAAAUUUGUCACAAAACAACAGUGGAGUGACAGAAAAUGUAACACAUCAGAAAGGGAUACACUCAGACAGUGCUGAUGGUUCUGUUCCCAGAGGCAUCAGCUCGAGGCUUUGCAAAACCCAGACACAAGGUCGAGGAAAGGGACAAGUAGAUGCAUUGGACAUUUCCAUCUUAGAAUCUGAUCAUGAGGAUGAGAGUAAUUGCUGAGGGAAAGUAGAAACAAACUUAGUGUGCUCUUUAGUUGGAUGGAGGAUGAAUAGAUUAUUUACUGCUAAAAAAGAUUAUGUAAAUGAGAUAUUGUCUAAAGCAUUUGUGAGAGGACAAUUCUAUAUUUGUCUAAGAAACAUGGCUUGCAUGUAAAUUGUUGAUUAUAGAUACACUUUGAAUUAUUAUAGCUAUAUACAAUUUUUCAUCAUUACUGCUUGCUGCUUUCACACAAGAUGUAUUACCUCGUGGUUCAUCAUGAUAUCUUUCAUUAAUUUACCACAAAUGUAUAUGUGUGGUAUCAAAGCAGAGACACAAAAGCAAACGAGGAUGCAUUGUGUCUAACAUUGCCUGUGUUCCAGUUUUGUAACAAUAGUAAAAAUGUAAGUCUUCCUAACAUAACUAAGAUUAAUCAUGUUGACAUGACAUUACUUUUAGGGUAUAAAAUUACAAAGUGUAAUUGCCAGGUCAAUCAUGUUUGGCAUGGCCUGUAGACUUAAUCAUAUUAUUAACUACAGCAGAAAAAAAAUUGUAAUAAUUCUUGAAUAAAAUUAAAUCUAUUGUU
Eriocheir sinensis (Chinese mitten crab) is the source of this 12652-nucleotide messenger RNA. RefSeq lists its product as uncharacterized. Gene Ontology annotation, molecular function: calcium channel activity; protein binding. Gene Ontology annotation, cellular component: membrane. Lineage: Eukaryota; Metazoa; Arthropoda; Malacostraca; Decapoda; Varunidae. Gene Ontology annotation, biological process: detection of mechanical stimulus. The transcript has 28 exons. Bases 1786 to 12090 code for a protein of 3434 amino acids. The record is from RefSeq and is a predicted model, not a curated record.